AUGAUCGAACAGGCACCGCCAUCUCAACCGCCGCCACCCACAGCCCAUCCCCCGCUCCCGCAAGUGCUUGGUGCAAAACAACCAGAUAUGUUUACUGCAAUGAUCCAAGGGUACGCUGUACGAGUCGUAGUUGGAGAAGACCAAAACCGCCGAAGCUUCAUCCUUCCCGUUGCACUCCUCUGCCACUAUUCGAACUACUUCCAACAACAAGUUUCUCAGUUGCGCUUGGCUGCAUUGUCCUCAACUAGUACCAACAAGAAACGAAAGCUGUCAGAGACUGCCCGUCAAGACAAUUCAACCGAAAGUAUGACGGAAUCCGAAGAGAUCAAAACGGCGAUCAAGAUCGAGCCAGACACGGACGAGGGAGAGGUAAAAGAGAAAACGAAGAAACCAGACUGGGUCAUCCGACUUCCUGAGAUCGAUCCCGCUAUCUUUUGUCUCUUCCUCCACUACAUAUACAAGGACGCGUAUCCAGCCUCAACCGAUAUCAACACUGCUGAGGGAAUGGGCCAGCAGUACGCACCUGCACCGGCCCCAUUACACGCAGUCUCGAUGGCUCAUCACCCAAAGCCUAGUCAGCCCUCCGUUGCUACUAACAAAGGUCAAACCGCAUCUACACCCAAUGAAGUGUCUUCCUGCCCCAAUGCUCUCAGCAUACCACCCACAGCGCACCCCAACUCCACCACCAAGCACAGCCCUCCAAGCAUCAAACCACCACCUGCACCCACCUCCAUCCACCUGGCCUCCCAACCCCCGCACCACUACCCCAUCCCCCCAAGCUUCCACGCUUACCACCUCUCCCAAACCCUCGGCUCCCCCUCCUUCACUCAUUACACCUUCAACCGCAUCCGCUGCUCCCUCGGUCGCCACUUCCCCCUCACUCCCUCCCUCACAAAAUACACCUGGUCCCAUUUCCCACCUCAAUCCCCAUUACGCAUCCUCAUUUUGCACUUCCUCAUUACCCACUGGGCGCAUCCGGAUCCCCGCCGGUAUACCGAGAGUAUCCUGAGGGAUGGCCAGGGCUGGGAUACAUUGUUUGAGGAAGAGAGGGAGUUGAGGAGUCUGUUCAUUUCGGGGAUGCAGGGACGCGGGGCUUGA
Bipolaris maydis ATCC 48331 is the source of this 1098-nucleotide messenger RNA. RefSeq lists its product as uncharacterized. NCBI's taxonomy places the organism in Eukaryota, Fungi, Ascomycota, Dothideomycetes, Pleosporales, Pleosporaceae. The record is from RefSeq and is a predicted model, not a curated record.